UCCACUUGCAGCACUGUUGCUUGUUGCUUGAUACCUACAGACAGUUUCACUUAUACUUCAACUUGGAUCGCACAAUCCCAGCUUACCACAUACACACACACACACACACACACACACACACAUACACACAUUCCUCGUGCAACAUCAACCCAAAUCCCAUGAUCAUCAAUUCCACCUAGAAACUCUUGAAAGAAGGUACCCAAAAUGGAGACCCUCAACCGCACCUUCAACAACGCCACCACCGCCCUCUGGAACGAGUUCCAACCCCGCGAACAGCAGCAGCUCCAACCGCACGGCGACGAGCCCUUGUCCGGGAUCCAGGGGAAGGGCACAGCGACUGAUCCGUACGAUGGAGGGAACCGCGAUGACCAACCCGGCGCCCCCCGCUCCCAAGCCAACACCGCCGUGAUCCCCGAGCCCCUCGUCUCCGUCACCGCGCCCUCCGACCACGCCAAGAACCCCAAGUCUCCCAGCAACGCCGACGUGGCCCUCAAGAGCGUGAUCGUCGACGCGCCGGCCUCUGUCCCGGUGCAGCAGACGCAGAACAAAAAGAUGGAGACCCCCGACCCGUUGACCGCCGCGGCGCCCACGGCGGCGGCCGAGGCGGCCGGCGCGCCGAGCAGCGGGUCGCAUGGCACGAAGCAGUUGGCUGCGUCCGGGGUGGGGUUGCCGGCGGGCAAGACGCAGGUGUCGAGCUCGGGCGGGGUGUCGGAGCAGCGGGGGAGUUUGCCUGCUUCUUCGUCGGCGAAGGUUCCUUCCUCUGUUGGGGUGGCUGGGUCUGGGUCAGGAGGUGUGGGAGGCGAGACGCUCCCCAUCCGGGAGAAGAAGACGACGAACAAGGAUGAGAUCCUGCAGGAGAAUAGAGGCCUCCCUGCCCCGGAGGGCAUGCAGCCAGCGCAGAAACCUUCUUCCACUGUUGACACUACUGCUACUGGCACUACGACUGCUGGCACCACCACAGCCGGCACAGCCGCAGCGACAGCCGGCGCCCUGCAGACCCGCGACACGCCCGCGACCAUCCCUACCUCCAGCGUCUCCGCCGACGACAAGGCCUACAAAUCCAAGGAGAAACCCACCACCUCCGCCUCCCUAUCUCAGCCCCAGCCCCAGCAGCAGCAGAUGAAACCCUCCGCCUCGGCUACAGAUGAAUCCAAACCCACCGGCGCAGCAGCCACAGCAUCCGACACCGAAUCCGUCGGCCCCGCCAACGAGACCAAGGCAUCUCGCGACUCUACCACUUCCCCUACUUCCCCUACACAUCACGAGACCAAGACAGAGACCGACACCCUCCCCCGCGGCAACAACAAAGUCAGCGAGGAGGCGCUCAAGGGCCCACAGACCCCGGCGCCGCGCGAGCCAUUCGAGUUCGAGAAGCGGCUGGGGUCCAAGGGGGGUCCUGCCAAGCCUGAUGCUAAUGCUGCAGGCGCGGCGGACGAGGCCGAGAAGCACGGGAAGGGCCACGGGCAGGGCAAGCUGGCGCAUUUGAAGGAGAAGGUCGGGAAGGUGCUGCAUCAUGGAAAGUAGACGAUGGCUCACCAUGUUGUUUAUUGAGGCGAGAGCC
This is a messenger RNA of Aspergillus japonicus CBS 114.51, 1561 nucleotides long. RefSeq lists its product as uncharacterized. The record is from RefSeq and is a predicted model, not a curated record. The coding region runs from base 205 to 1524 and encodes 439 amino acids. Lineage: Eukaryota; Fungi; Ascomycota; Eurotiomycetes; Eurotiales; Aspergillaceae. The transcript is spliced from 3 exons.